GAAUUUUUACCAAGACGAAAGCGUGGUCAAAUUUCUCACUUUUGUGUUUAGAUGGGUUCCCGCUCAGAAUCAAGCUCCUCCAAUCCUCCGAUUCCGGCGCCGGUGCCGGAGAAGGAAUGGGGAGAAAAGGUAUCAGAGGCGGUGAUAUCAGUCUACAAGUCCAUCCCAAAGAAAGGAAAGCCUCAGGGCCGCGAAGUUACCGUUUUGGCCGCCUUCCUCGUCUCCUCUCCUUCUCAAGAAUUGCAAGUGGUUUCGCUGGGAACGGGGACGAAAUGUAUUGGACGUUCACUUUUGAGUCCCCGGGGUGACAUUGUACACGAUUCGCACGCUGAGAUAAUAGCUCGAAGAGCUUUAUUGAGGUACUUCUAUGAAGAGAUUCAAAGUCUAACGAACACCAGCCACAAACUCCAAUGUAGUAAUUGCAACACACCAUUGGAAGGCGAUGAUGUUGUGAACUCAAUUUUUUGUUUGGACCCAGAACGCCAUGGCCAAGGAAAAUACAUAAUAAGGUCAGGUUGGAAGCUGCAUUUAUACAUAUCACAGUUACCAUGCGGGGAUGCCUCUAUCUGUUCACAGUUGUCUCCUUUGCUACAUACCUCCUUAAAAGAAGGGGUUUCGCCAUCGUUGAGGAGUAAAUUUGAUGGUUCGGAUGAUUUUUUUGAGGCUUCAACGAGGAUGAAUGGUAACGGUGAUCGUGCAAAAGUCAUUGGCAUGGUUCAAAGGAAGCCUGGUCGUGGAGAUACAACUCUAUCAGUGAGCUGCUCUGAUAAGAUUGCCCGUUGGAAUGUUGUUGGAGUACAAGGAGCUUUGCUGUCUUACUUCCUGCAACCAGUUUACCUUUCUUCCAUUACUGUGGGGCAAAUCCAUUAUACAUCUGAACCUAUGCCAAUAGUAGACUACUUGGGUAGAGCUCUAUACGAGCGGAUCCAACCUCUGUCAACGCAACUAAGGAGUCCUUUUCAAGUGAACAAGCCACUAUUUUACGAGGCUCCAAUACCGCCAAAGGAUUUUCAGCAUUCUGAGACUGCUGUGACCACUUUAACAUGUGGAUAUUCUCUAUGCUGGAACAAGUCUGGCUUGCUUGAAGUCAUUCUUGGAACUACUGGCAGAAAGCAAGGCACCUCUGCAAAAGGGGCAAUGUAUCCUUCUACGGAAUCAUCUUUAUGCAAAACCGUCAUUAUCAAAUCACAGGAAGCGAUUGUUGGAGUUAUUUUGGUCACUGAAGCAUGAAUUUUCAGCAGAGUGCCCAAUGCAUGUGGUUUCUUAUAAAGAAAUGAAGGAAAGUGCUAAAGAGUACUGUUCAACUUCAAAAAAUUUCAAAGAAA
Rhododendron vialii is the source of this 1325-nucleotide messenger RNA. Its product is annotated as tRNA-specific adenosine deaminase TAD1. The transcript has 10 exons. Gene Ontology annotation, cellular component: cytoplasm; nucleolus. Lineage: Eukaryota; Viridiplantae; Streptophyta; Magnoliopsida; Ericales; Ericaceae. Gene Ontology annotation, molecular function: double-stranded RNA binding; double-stranded RNA adenosine deaminase activity; tRNA-specific adenosine deaminase activity. Bases 52 to 1230 code for a protein of 392 amino acids. The record is from RefSeq and is a predicted model, not a curated record. Gene Ontology annotation, biological process: adenosine to inosine editing; RNA processing.